Chaetomium strumarium is the source of this 4179-nucleotide messenger RNA. RefSeq lists its product as uncharacterized. The transcript is spliced from 8 exons. Gene Ontology annotation, molecular function: ATPase-coupled monoatomic cation transmembrane transporter activity; ATP hydrolysis activity; ATP binding. NCBI's taxonomy places the organism in Eukaryota, Fungi, Ascomycota, Sordariomycetes, Sordariales, Chaetomiaceae. Gene Ontology annotation, biological process: intracellular calcium ion homeostasis; transmembrane transport. The coding region runs from base 1 to 4038 and encodes 1345 amino acids. Gene Ontology annotation, cellular component: membrane. The record is from RefSeq and is a predicted model, not a curated record.
AUGGACAAACACGACGAUGCGGUCCCCAAUGGGGACCUCGACCGAACGCCGGAGACCAGCCACGGGCCCGGAUUUUACCGGCUGGGGACGAACCAGAGUAACGCAAGCAUAUUUGAGGACGUGGAGAUGGCACAAGACGAGCUUUUUGCCGGACCUGUCGCUGAGUCCCUCCCGUCGAGUGUCUCUGCGUUCAAUCACCGCCGCCCCUACGACCGCGAGUCCACAAAGAGUUUCUCCUUCUACCAAGAAGAGGAUGAAGAUGCCGAAGAGCGGGAGGCGCUCGCUAUUUCUGCCGACGGGCGGCAGGCGUCACUGGGCGAUCUGGACGAGUUUCCGUUUGAAGACGAGUCUGGUGAAGAGCAGGAGGAGGAUUCGACCGAUCUGGAGCGUAAUGCUUCCUACGACGAUCAUGUGUUCCUGCGCAGGGCUUCGACGCAAUCUAACAGGGGCUCGGUUCACAGCAGGCUUCUCAGGCGGGACAGCGGGAUAUCGGCCGGCAGUGGAUACGGCGGGAACCGUUACAGCCAGAAGGUGUACAUGGUAAACGAGGACCUGUACGUCGCAAUUGCCGGGUUCCGGACCAGCCCUAUUGGCCUUGCCGUCUACAUGCUGCUCUGUCUGUGUACGCUGGGCGUGGCCUGGCUUGUUUUCCGCUGGUUGCCCAGAUGGCAUGUCAAGUUGGUCGGCGAGCCGGCACCGCUCAGGGAUUGCAGAUGGGUCGUUGUCGAGAACCAGUGGAAUGAGAUGGCGAUACUGGAGGUGGACUCAACUCCCUAUGGGAGAUCUCUGUCUACGGUGUUCGGGGCGCCUGGGAAAAUGAACUCAUACCUCAUGGACGAAGACCCGGACCCGAUUCUGCAGCACCUCCGGAUGAUCAACUACCGCUACGUUCGGUUCUACUUCCAUCCUCUUACAGACAAGUUCCUUAUCUGUAACGGGUGGAAGGACCCUCUAUGGUCAAACGUCCGGGAAAUCCGCGCAGGCAUUGACAGCGAGGAAAAGAGUCACCGAGACGUCGUCUUUGGCGACAAUCUCAUCGACAUUGAACAGAAAUCGAUGUUUCGGCUCUUGGUUGACGAGGUGUUCCAUCCUUUCUAUGUCUUCCAAAUCGCUAGCUUGAUCCUAUGGUCCCUCGAUGAGUAUUACUACUAUGCUAUCGCCAUAUUCCUCAUGUCUGCGGGCAGUAUUACGGCGACACUACUCGAAACAAGAUCCACAAUGAGAAGACUGCGAGAGAUAUCUCGCUUCGUGUGCGACGUCAGAGUUCUCCGGAACGGCUUCUGGCGGUAUAUCUCCUCGAGUGAUCUCGUCCCGGGCGAUGUCUACGAAGUCAGCGAUCCGGGUCUCGUCCAGUUUCCUGCCGACAGCCUUCUUCUCAGCGGUGAUUGCAUAGUCAACGAGAGCAUGCUUACCGGCGAAUCCGUGCCGGUGUCCAAGACACCCGCAACUGACGAGACGCUUCGGAAGCUUGAUCUGGCAGCGUCCACCAUGCUUCCACAGGCGGCCAAGCACUUCCUGUUCUGCGGGACGAAGAUCAUCCGUGCUCGGCGCCCGCAGGAAGACCAGGGCGAGGAGGCUGUGGCGCUUGCCAUGGUCGUCAGGACGGGCUUCAACACCACCAAAGGCGCCCUGGUCCGCUCGAUGCUCUUCCCGAAGCCCUCGGGCUUCAAGUUCUACAGGGAUUCGUUUCGGUACAUAUCUGUGAUGGCCUGCGUGGCUUUAGUCGGAUUCACUGCGUCGUUCGUCAACUUCAUCAGACUUCGACUGGAAUGGCACUUGAUCGUUAUCCGCGCACUCGAUCUCAUCACGAUUGUUGUCCCGCCAGCCUUGCCCGCAACCCUGACCAUCGGCACCAACUUCGCGCUUAGGCGACUGAAGUCGAAGCAGAUCUUCUGCAUCAGCCCACAGAGAGUGAAUGUGGCUGGCAAGCUCGACCUGAUGUGCUUCGACAAGACCGGAACCCUGACGGAGGAGGGCCUGGACAUUCUUGGUGUGCGAGUUGUUUCGCGGGCCAACAACAGGUUCAGCGAUCUGUUUACUAAACCAGCCGACCUUGUCCCAGAGGGAGACUUGACAGCCGGAGGCAAGAACCACGUCGAUACGAGAGGUGCAGCGCUCUACACAAUGGCAACCUGUCACUCGCUCCGAACUGUGGACGGAGAGCCAGUCGGCGACCCUCUCGAUCUCAAGAUGUUCGAAUUCACAGGGUGGUCGUUUGAGGAGGGGAAUCUCGGCGGCGGCACCGCUGAUGACGAAGAGCAAGGGAACCUUCGCCCUUCCGUUGCUAGGCCGCCACCUGGGCUGAAGCAGCUGGCCAACGGCGUUGAGCACGGCUCUGGUCAAAGUGUUCCCUUCGAGCUCGGCGUUUUGAAGGCUUUUGAGUUCGUCUCACAACUUCGGCGGGCCAGUGUCAUUGUGAGGAGGUUUGGGCGUCCUAGUGGAGACAUCUACGUCAAGGGAGCACCGGAGUGCAUGCGGGAGAUCUGCAGAUCGGAGACAUUCCCCGCCGACUACGAGGAGCUCCUGGCGCAGUACACGCACAAGGGGUAUCGUGUGAUCGGCUGUGCGACGAAGCACAUCAAGAAGCUCAGCUGGGUCAAGGCGCAGAAGAUGAAGCGACACGAGGUGGAAUCUGACCUGGACUUUGUGGGCUUCAUCAUCUUCGAAAACAAGCUGAAGCCCACCACCACAGCAGUGCUGACGGAGCUGCUCGAGUCUAAUAUUGGCGCCGUCAUGGUCACUGGAGACAACAUCCUGACCGCCAUCAGCGUGGCGAGGGAAUGCGGGAUGAUCAGCAAGGCAGCGCACUGCUUCAUUCCUCGGUUCCUCACAGGCGACGCGAGGGACGGAAACGCCAGUCUGCAGUGGGAGAGCAUAGACAAUCAGGCGUACCGGUUGGACCCCAAGACUUUGCUUCCUCUGCCACCUCCUCCGGAGGAGGAUGCCUCCCUGCCAUACGAUAUCUCCAAUCUCCGCAACUACUCGGUCGCUGUCAGCGGGGAUGUCUUCCGCUGGGUGGUCGAUUUUGCGCCUGCAGAGGUGAUGCGGAGGAUGCUGGUCACAAGCAAGGUCUUUGCGCGCAUGUCGCCCGACGAGAAGCACGAGCUGGUGGAGAAGCUGCAGAGCAUCGAUUACUCGUGCGGCUUCUGCGGCGACGGCGCAAACGACUGCGGCGCGCUCAAGGCUGCCGAUGUGGGCAUCUCGCUUUCCGAGGCCGAAGCCUCCGUCGCCGCUCCCUUCACGUCGCGCGUCUUUGACAUUCGGUGUGUGCCGGAGGUGAUCCGGGAGGGCCGCGCGGCGCUCGUCACCAGCUUCAGCUGCUUCAAGUACAUGAGCCUGUACUCGGCCAUCCAGUUCACGUCGGUUAGCUUCCUGUACGCCUCGGCGUCCAAUCUCGGCGACUUCCAGUUUCUGUUCAUCGACUUGGCACUCAUCCUGCCGAUCGCCGUCUUCAUGAGUUGGGCCGGGCCGUUCCCUGAACUGUCCCGCAAGAGGCCGACCGUCGACUUGGUCUCGCGUAAGGUCCUGACGCCGCUACUGGGCCAGAUAUACAUCUGCGUCAUGAUCCAGGCGCUGGUGUUUAUCUCUGUGCGCCGUCAGCCCUGGUUCAUCCCACCCGUCGUCAACCCGGAGAAGUCAAACAUCGAGAAUUCGGAGAACACGGCGCUGUUCCUGACGUCGUGCUUCGAAUACAUCUUGGCGGGCGUGGUACUCAACGCAGGCCGUCCCUUCAGAGUCUCUGCGUUGCACAACUGGCCAUUCGUUGCUACCAUCGUCCUCACUCUUAGCUUCACGCUUCUCAUGGUGGCCAGCCCGCCAGGCUGGCUAUCCAGCUUCAUGCAGCUCACGUAUCUCAGCGGGGAUUUCAAGUUGUUCAUCGCCGGGCUCGGAGUGUUCUACCUCGUUCUGGCGUGGGCAGGGGAGCACUGGGCGUUCCAGCCGCUUGCACGGUUGAUUGGGAGGACCAAGCAGGCGGUGCUGAAGCAGCCGAAGGAGAGGAAGCAGUACAAGCUCAUACAGGAGCAGAUGUUGAUUUAGGGUUUAUAGAGUUGAACAUCACGAGGAAAUGAUUGAUCGAUGUGAAUAGCUAAGCAUUGCAUGGGAUUCUUCGACAACCACACAGGUAAGUGGUAUACAGUAGCGAAGGAAGACAGUUAAGUCGGAAGUACCUAGAUUAAG